AUGUUAUUGAGCCCCGAAUUCUCGCUGGACACUUACAAUGUCUCUCUCCGGACGGGCUUUCUCCCCGAUGACCCUCCUUUGCGAUCCCUAGAGGAUCCGUACUACUGGCCAUGGGAGGAAUUAGUCCGUGAUCUACCGUUGCGUAUUCGCAACAAGACCAUCAGGGAUUCGGUGGAACAGAUGCCGGUUCUUUCCACAUCCAGUCUCCAGAACGAACCGCAAUGGAGACGAGCGUAUCUUCUCCUGGCAUAUCUCACCCAUGCGUACGUCUGGGGAGGAGACAAACCAAAAGAUGUUCUUCCUCCUGCGAUCGCUCGUCCCUUCCUAGAGGUCUCCAGUCACCUCGAGCUGCCGCCGUGUGCCACCUACGCGGCCCUAAACCUCUGGAACUACGCCAUCCCAGACGAGAACGCCGACCUCACAGACCCGGAGAUUCUAUCUGUCACAGCCUCACUUACCGGAACCAAGGAUGAAGAAUGGUUUCUGAUGCUAUCUGUCGCAAUCGAAGCCAAGGGUGCGCAGGUGAUCCCGUUGAUGUUCGAGGCCAUCCACGCCAUCAGUGUGGACGAUAGCGCCCGCGUGGCCAAUCUGCUGCAUAGGUUUAGCGAGUGUUUGCAGGAGCUUCGCCGGCUCCUGGAACGGAUGUACGAGCAGUGUCGUCCUCCCGUGUUCUUUCAUCAGCUGCGGCCGCUCCUCGCCGGAAGUAAGAACAUGGCCAAAGCCGGACUACCAAACGGAGUAUUUUAUGAUGUUGGCGACGGCGAAGGAAAGUGGCAUCAGUACAGUGGGGGAAGCAAUGCGCAGAGCUCCCUGAUCCAGACAUUUGAUAUCUUCCUCGGCGUGGAGCAUACAGCCACGGGCGAGGUGAAACCCAGCUCAGAGACGCAAACCGGCGCCAAGAAUGGGUUUAUGCAGGAGAUGCGAAACUACAUGCCCGGACCGCACCGACGGUUCCUGGAGAUGUUGGCUCGGAUUGCUUAUAUCCGGCCGUAUGCGAUGAGCCACAAUGUUGGAUCACCGGUGAGGGACGCCUACAACACCGCCGUGAUGUCGUUGGGACGGUUCCGCGACACGCACAUCCAGAUCGUCACACGGUAUAUCAUCAUGGCCGCAAAGACUGCACCGCCGAAGGACGUGCCGGUACAGGUCAACUUGGCGUCCGCUUCGACGGAACAUGUGAAGCACUCGAAGGAGGACGUUACGGGCGGACUGCAUGGCACAGGAGGCACGGAUUUGAUCCCGUUUCUCAAGCAGACUCGGGAUGCCACCAAAGCCGCAGCGAGCUACGCGGAGUAA
Molecule: messenger RNA, 1296 nt
Organism: Aspergillus terreus NIH2624
Lineage: Eukaryota; Fungi; Ascomycota; Eurotiomycetes; Eurotiales; Aspergillaceae
Product: indoleamine 2,3-dioxygenase
Exons: 3
Coding region: 1-1296 (431 amino acids)
Biological process (GO): 'de novo' NAD+ biosynthetic process from L-tryptophan
Cellular component (GO): cytoplasm
Molecular function (GO): metal ion binding; heme binding; indoleamine 2,3-dioxygenase activity
Source: RefSeq, a predicted model, not a curated record